Messenger RNA from Nematocida minor, 636 nucleotides. RefSeq lists its product as uncharacterized. Lineage: Eukaryota; Fungi; Microsporidia. The transcript has a single exon. The record is from RefSeq and is a predicted model, not a curated record. Bases 1 to 636 code for a protein of 211 amino acids.
AUGAGAUACCACUUACUACUGUACGUAUGUUUUUCUAUAGUGUGCCGAUGCGAGAUGGGAAAGGAAGCAGCCGCCCGGCUCAUGAUGAGCAGACUAGCACACAUUAGAUCACUUUUAAAAAGCACCUUGGACGAUGGCACCAUGAAAGACAGCUCUGCUCUGUCCAAUACCCUCAAGAAGCUGUCCAAGAGCUACAACUCAACAAGCUCUAAGCUAAAAAGAUCUGCAAACUCGCAGAGCAAAAGAAAAGACCGCUUGCUAAGCGAAGAAGAGUCAGCAUACCAGCCAAUAAAUGACUCUAAGGCUGCAGUUGAGAGAGUAAAAACACGAAGAUCAGAGACUAUAGAUGACGAAGACGAUGAGACAAGUGUGAAAAAGAAAGAGUAUCGACACACCAGGCGAGCAAAAGAAGAAGAGCCCAUAGAAGAAGAAAGAACAAUAGAUGAUUACCCAAGAGAAAGCGACUACGAAAGCGACAGAAGAGGCACCUACACCGCACGAAGAUCCUCCAACGAUAGAUACAAAGAUUCUCCUUCCAGACACUCCAGCUAUGAAACUUCGCAUGGAAGGGGAUCUAAAGGCAGCCGCAGAUACGAAGACGAGUACAGCGAAGAGACUAGCAAAGCACUCGCAUGA